ACAGGCCCCCUCCCACAUUAAAGAGGAGCAGCUUCAUGAUGAAGAUGAAGCUCAGUCCUUUCAGCUUCAUCACAGUCAAAGUGAGGAGAACAGAGGGGCGGAGCUUGUAAGUCAACACAUCACAGAAGCUGAUGGAGAGCAUUGUGAAGAUAUCAAGUCAGAACCAGACAGCAUCUUUGCUCCACUGUCAGACAUGGACCACAUGAUGUCACACUCUUCUGAUCACAGUGACCACAUCCAAAAACCUUUGGAGAGUAAAAAUGACUCUAAAGGUGAUACGAGACAUCACACUAACAACAAACACUUUGACUGCUCUGAAUGUGGGAAAUCAUUUAGACACAAGGGUCAUUUUACAGUACACAUGAGAAUACACACUGGAGAGAAACAUUUUACAUGCUCUUUUUGUAAGAAGAAUUUCUUCCAAAAGGGUAACAUGACCACACACAUGAGAACACACACUGGAGAGAAACAUUUUGCUUGCUCAGCUUGUACUAAAAGAUUCAACACUAAGAAUGAAAUGAUAUUACACAUGAGAACACACACAAGUGAGAAACCUUUUACUUGCUCUGUUUGUAAGAAGAGUUUCUCCAGAAAGCAACAAAUGACCUUACACAUGAGAACACACACUGGAGAGAAACCUUUUGCUUGCUCAGCUUGUGCUAAAAUGUUCAACACUAAGACGGAAAUUAUAUUGCACAUGAGAACACACACAGGUGAGAAACCUUUUACUUGCUCUGUUUGUAAGAAGAGUUUCUCCAGAAAGGAACAAAUGACCACACACAUGAGAACACACACAGGUGAGAAACCUUUUACUUGCUCUUUUUGUAAGAAGAGUUUCUCCACAAAGCGUAACAUGACCACACACAUGAGAACACACACUGGAGAGAAAUCUUUUGCUUGCUCAGCUUGUGCUGAAAGAUUCAACACUAAGAAUGACAUGAUAUUACACAUGAGAACACACACAGGUGAGAAACCUUUUACUUGCUCUGUUUGUAAGAAGAGUUUCUCCACAAAACAUAACAUGACCACACACACAAGAACACACACUGGAGAGAAACCGUUUGCUUGCUCAGUUUGUGCUAAAAGAUUCAACACUAAGAAUGAAAUGAUAUUGCACAUGAGAACACACACAGGUGAGAAACCUUUUACUUGCUCUGUUUGUAAGAAGAGUUUCUCCAGAAAGGAACAAAUGACCAUACACAUGAGAACACACACUGGAGAGAAACCUUUUGCUUGCUCAGCUUGUGCUAAAAGAUACAACACUAAGAAGGAAAUGAUAUUGCACAUGAGAACACACACAGGUGAGAAACCUUUUACUUGCUCUGUUUGUAAGAAGAGUUUCUCCAGAAAGGAACAAAUGACCAUACACAUGAGAAAACACACUGGAGAGAAACCUUUUGCUUGCUCAGUUUGUGCUAAAAGAUUCAACACUAAGAAUGAAAUGAUAUCGCACAUGAGAACACACACAGGUGAGAAACCUUUUACUUGCUCUGUUUGUAAGAAGAGUUUCUCCAGAAAGGAACAAAUGACCAUACACAUGAGAACACACACUGGAGAGAAACCUUUUGCUUGCUCAGCUUGUGCUAAAAGAUUCAACACUAAUAAGGAAAUGAUAUUGCACAUGAGAACACACACAGGUGAGAAACCUUUUACUUGCCCUUUUUGUGAGAAGAGUUUCUCCAUAAAGGAACGCAUGACCACACACACUGGUUAUGGGCCCAGACGUGCAACGGGAGGAAGAUGGCAGCGCCUGAUCUUCGAUGGAGACGAGGACAACUACGAACUUUGGGAAGUAAAAUUUCUUGGUCACAUGAGACUUGAACGUUUAAAGGACACAAUACUUUCCUCUGGUGAGGUUGACCCAGAGAAGAAUGCAGAAUGCUUUGCAGAGCUAAUCCAGUUCCUAGACGACACAAGUCUGUCGUUGGUAAUGAGAGACGCUGCUGACGAUGGUCGCAAAGCACUACAAAUUUUACGGCGCCAUUAUGCCAGUGAUGGUAAGCCAAGAAUUAUUUCCCUGUACAACGAAUUGUGUUCCCUGAAGAAAGACUCAGAAGAAACUAUUACAGACUACAUCAUUAGAGCCAAAAAGAUAGUGACUUCUUUAAGAAAUACAAAGCAAGUAAUAAGCGAUGAGUUGAGCAUUGCUAUGGUUCUGCGGGGCCUACCGGAACCAUACAAACCAUUCGUCAUUCACAUGACACAGAGCAACGAUGAAGUGACUUUUGUGGAGUUCAAGAGCAAACUACGAAGCUACGAAGAGACAGAGAAAUUUGAACGCAAACCAAAAUCAGACAACGUAAUGAAAGUGGACAUAGCGUCAGCGACCUGUUAUGGAUGUGGGAAUCGUGGACAUUUGGCGAAAAAUUGUCCCCACAAAACAACACCAAAGUGGUGCAACUACCACCGAAGCACAACACAUACAGACGCGACGUGCAGAAGAAAAACCAAGCCUGACUCUGCUAAACAAACUAUGGAGAAAGAAGAAGAUUCAAAGGAAAUUGGCACCUCCUUUGUGUUCCAAGCCAGUCAUUUGGUGCUUCCAGACGGCAUCAAACAAAAUGGACUGAUGGUGGACUGUGGGGCGACGUCACACAUAAUCACUGAGAAGAGCAAAUUCACACGAUUUGAUGAGACUUUUAACCCAAACAAACACUACAUGGAGUUGGCCGAUGGAACAAGGAAGAACAACGUGGCGCUGAAGAGAGGCGAUGCAGUGGUUCUUCUACGCAACACAGAGGGGAGAAGCGUCUCCGUCACACUGAAGAACGCCUUGUUCAUCCCAACCUACCCACAGGACUUCAUGUCGGUGAAAGCAGCCACGACUAAUGGAGCUCAAGUGAUCUUCGGAGAAGGACAAAACCGGCUCAUCACGAAAGAAGGAAACACCUUCAAGAUAGAAGUACACGAGAGACUGUACUACCUCAAAACGACAAAGUGA
This is a messenger RNA of Nerophis lumbriciformis (worm pipefish), 2941 nucleotides long. NCBI's taxonomy places the organism in Eukaryota, Metazoa, Chordata, Actinopteri, Syngnathiformes, Syngnathidae. The record is from RefSeq and is a predicted model, not a curated record.